Molecule: messenger RNA, 973 nt
Organism: Amaranthus tricolor (Joseph's coat)
Lineage: Eukaryota; Viridiplantae; Streptophyta; Magnoliopsida; Caryophyllales; Amaranthaceae
Product: early nodulin-like protein 17
Exons: 2
Coding region: 210-728 (172 amino acids)
Cellular component (GO): plasma membrane
Molecular function (GO): electron transfer activity
Source: RefSeq, a predicted model, not a curated record
GACUGAUUGAGAUAAUGAUGAUUAAUAAAUAUUUUUUAUACAACGUAGCGAGUAUUUAGGAAAUAAUUACGCUUAGCCAGCCUGUCAAGUCCAUCAAUCACGGAUAUAAAUAAGACUACCGUCCUCUCCAUUUCAAUUUUUCACGACCAGUAUCUUUCAAACAUCUCAAACUUGAAAAUACUUCUCCCGAGAAGACACACCAUUCAGCAAUGAGGUCUACUACAUCUCUUCUAAUGGCGCUCACUUGCGCUUUACUGAUGGCCAUGGCACCACAACUAGCAUUUGCAAAGAGAUACAUUAUUGGAGGAAAUCAAGGAUGGAGUCCUAAUGUUAACUACACUGUUUGGGUUAAAGACAAGCACUUCUACUUCGGCGAUUGGCUAUAUUUCGUGUAUGAUCGGAACCAGCACAGUGUGCUUGAAGUGAACAAAACCAACUUCGAAUUGUGCAACACAGAUCACCCCAUGAAAAAUUGGACAACCGGAGCUGGAAGGGACGUUGUUCCUCUCAACGAAACCAGACACCGCUACUUUGUAAGUGGCAACGGAGCGUGUUAUGGGGGCAUGAAAUUGUCCGUCAGGACGGAGAAGCCUCCGCCCCCACCUAAAGCCGCCCCUAUUAAGAACGCUGCUGCUACUGCAAAGAUUUCUUACAAUUCUCACCUUGUUUUGCCUCUUGCAUUUGCCAUUGGUGCUGUUUGGGAUUCUUUCCUAAGAGUCAUGGGAUGAUCAUUCAAUAUCAUGAUUUCAGAUUUGUUGUAUUUGUAGAGUAUAAGUUAUUGAAAUGAACAGUAUAAUUUGUCUUUUUUGUUUGGAGUUUCUUAAAAACUCAACCUGUGUUGGCCUUUUCAUGAUUGUUGUAUUUCUUGAUUCAUUGGAGCAUGAUUUGCUUGUAAUAUUACUGCCCAAGGCAGUUUCAUUACAUUUUCUUUUCAGAAAAAUUAUUAGACUUUGGAUUACUCUUUUUGAUCUUA